Molecule: messenger RNA, 2656 nt
Organism: Varanus komodoensis (Komodo dragon)
Lineage: Eukaryota; Metazoa; Chordata; Lepidosauria; Squamata; Varanidae
Gene: CEP57
Product: centrosomal protein 57
Exons: 11
Coding region: 92-1609 (505 amino acids)
Cellular component (GO): centrosome
Molecular function (GO): identical protein binding; gamma-tubulin binding; microtubule binding
Source: RefSeq, a predicted model, not a curated record
GCAGCGGCGUUUCUGGCACAGCUGGAGGAGGAGGGAGGUGGGGUGGCGGCAGCAGCAGUCGCUUUCUGGGCGCCGCUGGCCUUAAAGGGGCAUGCACCCCUCGCGGCCGCCUUUUCACGACAUGGCGGUGGCGGGGGAACCGGAGCACACGAGUAACCUUCAUGCAAGUCACAGGUCUGCAUCGUUCACAGAUGGGCUUUCAGCAGCUUCGUUUGCAGAAUACCCUAGACACAAGCCAUUCAUUAACUCUGACUUGCGACGAUCUCCUGCCAGACCAGUGACUGCUUAUCCAGAGAGUAACAGCAAAGCCAUCUUCUCCGCUUUGAAGAACCUGCAAGAGAAAAUACGACGAUUGGAGCUGGAGAGGAUUCAAGCAGAGGAGAGCGUGAAAAGCCUGACCAGGGAAACCUCGGACUAUAAGAAGGUGCUGAGUGAGCAGCUGCUGGAAAAGGAGCAUUCCAAGUGGGAGGUGUCCAGGAAGAACGAUGAGCUGGCCUCUCAGUUGGCGGGCGCCGAGACACGUUGCAGUCUCCUGGAAAAGCAGCUGGAGUACAUGAAGCAAAUGAUAGCACAGGCGGAGCGCGAAAAGACAACAGUCUUGGAAAAACAGGCCACGCUAGAAAAAGAGAGGAUCUUCGACGAAUCCCAUGUGAAAUCUAAACUGGAAAGGCUGGAUCUGCUGGAGAAAGAAUAUGCCAGGCUUACUGAAAUGCAGUCCCUUGCAGAGAAAAAAAUGAAAGAGUUGGAAGAGAAGCUGCAAGAGGAAGAGCAGGCACGGAAGCUGGUUCAGCAAAAAGCUGCUGAGCAGCUUCAGACUGGAUUGGAGGCAAACAGAAAGCUGCUGAAGGCACAACAACAACAACCACCUCCACCUGCACCAGUACCAGUGCCUUCAAAACCAAAGAAGAAGAAGAAAACAAAGCAUCUGGACAAGAAUGAUUCCGGGCUGACCCACUUCCACCCACAACCCCAUUACAGGCUGCGACUGGGUGAUGUGCCAUUUGUAGCCGGAAAGUCCACCAGCCCCAGCCAUUCGGUUGGAGCCAAUGUGCAGCAUGUGCUCCAUCUGAUGAAGCAUCACUCAAAAGCCCUUUGCAACGACCGUGUGGUCAGCGACGUCCCGAUGACUCAGCAGACGAGCAAAGGCCGGAGGUCCCCCGUGUCAUCCGUGUCGUCUCUUUCGUCCCAAGGAGACCUCUCCGAAGUGCUGCUUACGCUGCAAGAUGAGCUUGGGCAGAUGAGUUUCAAUCACCAGCAGCUGGCAAAACUCAUCCAUGAUGCGCCAACAGUUGCCUUGAGGGAGGACCUGGAGAGGGAGCUGGAAGUGCUGGUGAAAAAGAUGGAAGCCAAGGCGGAACAGAUUGCUAAAAUCCAGAGACAUCGGGCUCGGCUGGAGAAACACAAGAAGGAAGGGAAGGCCAAGCAGUAUGGUUCUCAUGAGUCACGCCGAGGGGGUGAAGGAAAACCGGCGCCUGCAGCCGUAAAGGUGAAAGGCUCCGGCCCGAAGGGGAAACCAGGCGAGCGGGGAAGGAAAAGUCUGCAGUUGCUGAGGGAAAUGCAGAGCAUCCAAACCUCUCUUCAGAAAGAUGAUGUCAGUUGGGACUGCUGAAGCGUCUUGCUGUGUAAUUCUUGCUUGCACCUUUUAUCUUGUCCUGGCUCCAGUUUUCCAACUGGGGAAAAGACUAUGUAAUGGCUGCACUUUCUAAACAAACCUGUACAAUCCUCCUAAAGACCUGACCACAUUACAGCCCUAAUCCUGGGGGAAAGGUUGUGGGGAAUAACUUUAUUUGGCUACCUGACCGAUCCCUUCAGGGUGCAGUGUUAUUCUUCACGCUGCAGCUCUGCCUCAAGCGAUGAAUUGAAUCACUCGCCUAGAGCAACUCUUUAUUCUAAGGCUGGAGACAAGCAGCAGGGUUUUUUGCGGAGUCAAGGGUGGUACACAGUGGAGGUCUCUUUGCCUCUGAUGCACAGCUUUCGCAGGGUUUUGCUUGGCUUUGUGAGCCUGUUUUUGGCUAAAGAUGAAAGUGGGAUAAAAGACACACCAUAACGCAGUGAUGGUUUUUAUUGUACUGUCUUUCAGCCCUUUUAAAAUGCAUCGUUCAUCUUAAACAGCUUUCUGCAUAGCCCCUUUUAAUGCCGGACACUGAAUUGCCGAUUUGGUUGCUCUUUGCAGGAUGCUUGCAUUUUGAAAUGUUUCAAACAAGUUAGCAGUCCCUUUCAAUCAAAUGCUUUGCCCUUUUUAAAACCUCUGCUUACCUUUAAGGAUUCUUUCUCCAAAGUGUUUUUCCCCUGUGGAUUCUUAAUAGUGUGUUAUUAAGAAUGGAACUGAAUAGCCAUUUGGACUGAGAAGCCAUCUCUUCUUUGACCUCUUUGCAGAAGAGUGUGAGAUCGGUGCGUGUUCUCUUUUUAAAAUAACCGUGUGGAUCAUGCUGGCAGCUUGUUUUUAACUUGAAAGUAUUAUUCACUGGACAAGAUCUGGUGGCUGUCAUGGUACUCUCCCAUUUUUACAUACCAAGGCCCCACCCUGACACAUAGUUAUUUAUUACAUUAAUAAUGUAAAGGCUUUCCAAUGAUUGGAAUGUACUGACGUGACUCAGAAUUGCCUGUGCUUUUUGAUGUUUGAUUGGAAUCCAAUAAAGGCAACUUGCUAAUUGAA